CGGCUCCACGUGGGCCCCGCUGAAGGGGCAGUGGAGUUCAACUCGCGGUGAGGCUUCUCCUCACCAGGUGUAUCGCGUGGCCAUGCCGUGGCGCGCCCUCCUGCUGUGGCCGGCCGUGCUGCUGCUGUCCCUGCUGCUGCGGCUCCUGCGGGGGCCCCUCCCCCCGGGGCUGGAGUCCCCCCGCCGACUCCGGCUCCUGGAGGCGGCAAACCUGCUGCUCGCCAGCCUGGCAUGGCUGGGCUCCAGGCUGGGCUUGGGGAGCCAGGUGCUGCUCAUGCGGCGUCUGCGGGAAGCCGCUCUCCGCCCGUCGCACGCGACCCCCGACGACCCCGCCGUGGCCGUGCGCAACACGCGCAUCGACGGCGUCCCCGUGCGCAUCUACACUCCCCUGCGAGCGGGUGGGGAGACGGCGGCCGAGACACACCGACCGCGACCCACCAUCAUCUUCUUCCACGGCGGCGGGUGGAUGUUCGGCAGCGUGGACAGCUACGACCACGUGACAAGGUUUCUGGUGAAGCGCACAGGAGCUGAGCUGAUAUCCGUGGAGUACCGGCUGGCCCCGGAGCACCCGUUCCCGGUGCCGCUGGGCGACUGCGUGCGCGUGGCGCGCUGCGUACUGGGUGGCGGCACCGUGGGGCCGGUGGCGCUGUGCGGGGACAGCGCGGGGGGCAACCUCGCCACCGCCGUGGCGCUCACGCUCGCCAGGGACGCACGCACGGGAGGGCGGCCCCUCCCCUCGGCCCAGCCGGUGGCGCUGGCGCUGCUCUACCCGUCGCUGCAGAUGAUCGACCUGAAUCUGGCGUCGCACGCGCAGAGCGACGCGGUGCCGGUGCUGUCGCGCGCGCGCACCGCCGCCUGCUGCCUCGCCUACAUAGGGGCACCGCAGGAGCUCGUGCCGGCCUUGCUGAAGGGGCAGCACAGCUCCCCGCGUCACCGCGCCGGCCUCCGGGCCCUCGUGCAGGAGGAGGAGGCGGCUUUGGCGCAAGGGGGCGGAGAGGGAGCGGCUCACGGGUUCACAGCCUCCACGCACGAGGAUCCCAGCGUGAGGAGGAGGAGGAUGAGGAGGAAGCUGAGAACGUCUCAGCCGGGAGGCGUCACGCCGUGUGGGGUGCCCGGCGUCACCCACGGCGCCGUGGGUGACGCUGGCGGAAAGGCAACGGAAUAUUCCGGUGAUGGAGGAGGUGUCGAUGGAGGAGGUAUCGAGCGUGGGUUUGACGGCUUCGCUAGUGGCGUCGGCGAAGGCGGUUACGGUGUGUAUGAUGCCUGUGAUGACGACGAUGGUGAUGAUGAGGAUGGUGGUGGUGUCGAUGACGUCGGCGAAACCGCAGUUGCCAACGAUCGUAACGCCGGCCUCGCCGCGGCCGACGGCGGCGCGGAGCGGCGGCGGCGGCGGCCUCCUCCCCCAGGCCUCUCCUGGAUGGCGCGCGCCUGCCUGGACCCCCUGCUGUGCCCGCUGGCGGUGGGCGACGGGUGGCUGCGCCGUCUCCCGCGCCGCCUCUUCGUGCUGAGCUGCGAGCACGACGUCCUGCGCGACGAGGCCCGGGCUCUGGCGGCACGCGCCCGCCGCUGCGGCCUGCGCGUCACGCGGCACCACGCGGCGCACGGCUUCCACGGCGUCCUCAACUUCUACGGGAGGGACGGGCGGGGGACGGCCGCGGGGUGGCCCGGCGGCGAUGGCGACGGCGGCGCCGGCGAUGGUGGUGGAGGCGGUGGAGUUGAUGGAGGUCUCGUUCGUGACGGUGGUGAUGGUGGUGGUCUUGGUGGAGCUGAUGGUCGUGUUGGUGAUGGUGGAGUCGGUACGGUUGAUGUUCACAGCGAUGACGACGAUGCUAGUGGUGGUGGUGGUGGACACACUCGUACCCGUCACAUCGCUGCCACCAAUGACAACAACCCUGCUGCUGCUGAUGGUGAUGAUGAUGAUGCCGACGAUGAUGAAUCCUCCGACCGUGCUGCUGAUGACGACGAUGACAGUGACGACGAUGACGGAGGUGGAGGUGGCGAUGGUGCCGAGCGGCCUACGGCCAGCGGGCCGUGCUGGCUGUGCGCGUGGUUCUGGCCGAGCCCCAUGUGCUGGCUCUGCUCGAGGCCCAUCAUCGCCUUCCGCUGCGGCGAGGAGGCCCUGGAGGCCACCGCCGCAUUCUUGCGACGCAGCCUGGCAGCCGCGGUCAGAGACAAAAAAACAAAGUGAACGGCGGUGGCAGCGGGGGGGG
Messenger RNA from Lethenteron reissneri (Far Eastern brook lamprey), 2210 nucleotides. RefSeq lists its product as uncharacterized. The record is from RefSeq and is a predicted model, not a curated record. NCBI's taxonomy places the organism in Eukaryota, Metazoa, Chordata, Hyperoartia, Petromyzontiformes, Petromyzontidae. Gene Ontology annotation, molecular function: hydrolase activity.